AGUCGCCAUAAAGAAGUUGCUCUUGAAGGUAUGAUGCUCCUGGUGGCAGUCUACAUCACCACUGGCCUCCUGGUGCUGCUUCUACUGGGUGUUGUCGUGUUCUAUCUGUGGAGGAGGGUGAGGAGGAGGGCAAGGGAUCAAAGACAGUACCAGGAGUUGGUUGCCACCGUGCCCCCAGUGCCAGCAUGCACUGCUCCUGUCCUGCUGGUUUCUCAAGGUUCCUGGGUCAAGCCUGUUGAGAUCCCAUUCACGUUGCCUCCUCUCUUCACAACGUGGACCAAACUGGAAACUGAGGAGGGUGAGGAGGAAGUGGAUGUGAUGCAGACGGACGUUGUAACCCACAGAGGUUCUCUGUCAAUACAAAGUUGGCACCCGGUGGGGACGGUGCUCGCCGGCCUGUAUUCCAGCCCUGCUCUGAGCGAGGUGGUGGCGCCCCCGCCUGGCAUGGCCACACGCCUCUGCUUCUCGGUGGAGUAUCGUCACAGCAGCGAGCAGCUGUCGGUCUCCUUGAUCCGCCUGGGUAACCUCCCCCCUCGUUUUCAUGGAAACGUCACCCUUGUUCAGCUCCGUCUGCUCCCGGACGACCGGAGGCCCCGCCAGGCCAAGGCCAGGUGCACCGGGCCUGACCCGGAGUUCAACGACUGCUUCUUAUUCCAGGUGUCGGGGGCACGUGUGACCCACAGCAUCUUACGUGUGUGCGUGCUGAGUGUGUCACAUGACCGCAAACGCCACGUCGUGGGCAGGGUUCUGUUCCCCCUGCAGGGAGAACUGGGCCAGGCUGGCCGGGUCCUCUGGAUGGACCUGGAGACUGAAGACCACCAUCACUGUUCGGCGUGGGGGGACAUGCUGGUGUCUCUGAGCUACAGUCCGUCUCUCCAGCGCCUGUGGGUGGAGGUGGUGAGGGCUCGAGGACUGCAGCUGCUCACAGACUCAGGUGUGCGUGUCCAGGUGAGCUUGCAAAUACAUGCUCGGGUGGUGAAGAGUAAGCGCAGCGGCGUCGUCGAGGCUGACAGCGACCCAGACUUUGACCACAGGAUGACAUUCAAGCUGCGGGCCGAGCACGUGGACGAGGCUUGUUUGCAAUUUGUGGUGGAGCAGCCUAACGACAUCCACUCAGAAGCGUGGAUUCCGCUGGGGCUGCUGGUGUUGGGACCCUUCAUGUAUGCAAGAGGUCCUCAACUGCAGCACUGGAUGGACAUGGUGGACACGGCACAGCAACCCGUCAAAGCGUGGCACGGACUGGGCAGGGCCACUUGA
Doryrhamphus excisus (bluestripe pipefish) is the source of this 1257-nucleotide messenger RNA. It is a transcript of the gene syt15, whose product is annotated as synaptotagmin XV. The record is from RefSeq and is a predicted model, not a curated record. Gene Ontology annotation, biological process: calcium-ion regulated exocytosis. Gene Ontology annotation, cellular component: plasma membrane; exocytic vesicle. NCBI's taxonomy places the organism in Eukaryota, Metazoa, Chordata, Actinopteri, Syngnathiformes, Syngnathidae. Gene Ontology annotation, molecular function: clathrin binding; calcium ion binding; calcium-dependent phospholipid binding.